This is a messenger RNA of Mesocestoides corti, 234 nucleotides long. The record is from the annotation of a GenBank genome assembly. NCBI's taxonomy places the organism in Eukaryota, Metazoa, Platyhelminthes, Cestoda, Cyclophyllidea, Mesocestoididae.
UUGUCAGAACCGUCUACUCACCCUCGCUGCAGGGGUCUCAUCCUCCUCCUCCUCCUUCUCCUCUCUCCCACAUUCUACCUCCCUCCUUUACACUUUCUCCAUCUCCUUCUUCCACCAGUCCAGUCCAUUCCACUGCAAUGUGAUGCCCGAGGAAUCGAUGAUGAAGGUCAGGCAGGAGAGGUAGAACAAGAAGAAGACGCAGAAGAGGACUGCGAACUCAUUCACCUAAACUAA